This is a messenger RNA of Olea europaea var. sylvestris, 9662 nucleotides long. RefSeq names its product serine/threonine-protein kinase ATM. Gene Ontology annotation, molecular function: protein serine/threonine kinase activity; protein binding. The coding region runs from base 204 to 9293 and encodes 3029 amino acids. Gene Ontology annotation, biological process: DNA repair. The record is from RefSeq and is a predicted model, not a curated record. Lineage: Eukaryota; Viridiplantae; Streptophyta; Magnoliopsida; Lamiales; Oleaceae. The transcript has 79 exons.
ACAGUCCAAAUCCAGAAAACACGCUUGCUCGCAUCACCAUUCUCUACAAAAACCCCUUCAGUCUGUAAACCCUCACACGAACCAAUUCUCUCAUUCUCCCGUCACUUCCCCCUCCUCUUUGAACAGCACUAUAUUUCUGAGCACCAAUAUGCUAUUGAUUCCAUGAUCAACAAUCGGAGCCGACAGUUGUUUAAGAUACGGAAAUGACUACCAGAGUUACUGCACGAGAUGUUCAGGAGGUCAUCAACAAACUGUCUUCAGAUAAAGCCAAACUUCGCGAAGAAGGGAUAAAAUUAUUGAAUACAUGGCUAGAAGGUGAACGAUCUGUUGGAUUUUGUAAGUACUUGUCCGAGAAGACUGCAAUGCUAAAACCUAAUGAAAUUCCAAAUUCUGAGACGUGGCCUUUUCUUGUCAAAUUGCUAAUACAAUGCAUAUCCCUGGAAAUAUCCUCGAGCAAGAAGAGAUUGCCCAAGUUAAGUUUGGGAAAGACUCUUCGGAUCGUUGUCCAACGGGCUGAGGAUGAUAGAUUUGCUGGCAAAAAGUUUCUUUUGUUACCUGUGGCUAAACUACUCUUCAGUCACGUGUGGGAUAUCCUAAGGGACGUUCCAAGCUUUCAGUCUGAGUAUGGUGUUAUCCUCAGGCAUCUUUUAACAGUUAGAUAUUAUCGAUUUCAUAUGCGAAAACGAGUUUAUUCCAAUCUUGUACUUCUGUACAUGGAAAAGGUAGGGACAAGCUUGAGUGCAGAAAACAUCGGCCAAUUAACUCCCAAAGAGGAGGUCUUCCGCUCCACUCUUACACUUCAUUCACUUCUUGAAAAUCCUCCUGGAGAUGUUCCUGAUGAUCUCAGGGAAGACAUUGUGAAGGGUUUUAUUGGAAUAUUUUCUAAUGUUAGGGAUGAGGGAAAGAUUUCACGCAAGCUUAUUGAGUGCAUCAAUAUAUAUUUGAUGAAGGAUGGACCAAAUUUAGGUUGUAAAUCCCUGGAAAUGCAUGAAGCUGUGCAGCAAUUUGUGUUCCGUUGCUGGAUCACAACUCAUGACCGGAGUCUAAAAGAUUCACUUGUUCUAUAUGCGAAAUUGCAAUUAAGCUUAACUAGGGGCGCCGAUGAUGGAACAGCUUUACUAGAACAACUUCUGGACGUAUUAGGCAAGGAGCUAGAUCAGAUGAGUUCUGCCAGCACAAAUUUUCCCCGGAGUGAUGCAACCAGGGACGACAAAUGUGGGAUCUUAACAAGCUCACAGUACAGCGUAUUGGAGCUUUCAGCCUUUGUAUUUCGCCGGGCGUGCACUAAUGCACCGAAAACACGGACAGCUGAAAAAAGAGCCAGACGGGAGCAUGCUGUGGUCCAGAUUAAAGAGAGGCUCGUGGAGGGGAAAUGGUCGUGGCAUGCUGCUUUUUUCUUUCUCAUCCGCAAAUUCUCUACUGGCAUCAAAAAAGGUCUCUUAUUCUGUUGGUUUGAAAGCAUAUCUGCAAAUUUUGAAAGAAUAAUUAAUGAUGCAAACAUGGAGCAUGCUUAUGAUGGCCUACUGUGGACUUUGCGGAGUCUUCAGGGACUUACUUCGCUGCUGCUAUUUCCUGAUACAAGUGCGGAAACUGUACGAAAGUCAUCUUCUACCGUGAAUGAGGCUGACAAAGGUUGGCAUAUAAUAUGGAGCUGUCUCAUGCGUGGUUUGCCUACAUUCAGUAAUGUCCCCUCAAUUGUGGAUGCUGCUUUGAUGCUCCUUUGUAACAUAUUGUUAAGUGACACAACAAAUGCAUGUAUUGUUACCCAAGAUAUAUGGGACCUUCGAUUUUUCAAACCUUUGCCAUCCGCAUCUGUUUUAUCCUUCAUCACAUGCUACUUCUCGAGGAAAGCUUUGCAAGGUGAUCUUCGAGAUGCUUUAUAUCUCCGUCAGUAUCUUGUGCGAGCUGUUCUGGCAUUGGUCAAUGGGAAGGAGUGCUCGACAUUGAAUGAGCGGUCUGUUGUUCUAGUUCCAGCAGCGAUUUAUGCUCUUUCUGUUGGUUCUGCUCCUCUCUUAUAUGAUGCCAAAGAUCUUUCAUUAUAUGUUCCUGAAGCUAUGGAGGUGCGAUCAAAGGCAGAGGAACAGUCGUUAGAAAGUCAUUGUGAGUUUUUUGAUUGCUCAGUUGAAAGUCUUGCAAGGAUUCAUUACGAUUCAUGUCCAAAGGUAACCCCAUCAAAGUACCACGAGUUUGUACGUCUUCCUCGGCAACUAAGAGAUCAGCUGCUUCAUGAAGUGGAAAAUUAUGUUCUUGAAAAUUUAAGUGAGAGAGAAAUUGAAAAGAUGCUUCUCCCCGAAGUCAUCUACGCUUGCGCUCUCUUAUCUAAUUUCAUGUACUGCUCGUAUUCAACGAGGAUUAGAGAGGACAUCUCUCCUUUCCUUUCCAAACUGGGUGAAAUCUUGUUAGAGUUACUGGAUCACGCUGUGUUAGUUAUUCAGAAAACCUAUAAUGCUAUCAAGUCUUCUUGUUUGGGUUCGAAUUCUGUUUCCAAUAACAUGGACUCAAUAGUGGCUUCCUUUAAAUGCUUUGCUCACUCGCCGUUGCUUAGCAAAUGGCAACAGAAAGAUGAUGCUUUUUAUUGUGCAAUUGUUCAAUCCAUUGAGAGACUUUUGAAGGCCCUGGCAAAACUAUAUGAAGGAUGUCUUGAAAGCGGAAGGAAUCUUCAUUCAGACGUUGAUUCUGACUUAUCAGAUUUGCAUUCUGUUCGAGAUCGUAUUCCACCGAAUAACAACAAAGUUAUGAUCGUGGAUGUAGAGUUGGAUGUGAAUAGUGGGUCUACUGAUGAUGUUUUAACCAUUGAUGGGGAUCAGACCUCUGGAACUUCCAUGUCAUCUGUAAAUCAGAAAAUGGACCUCCUGUCAAUCAUUUCAAGUUUUUUCUCAAUUUCACCAAUAGUUACAUGGGAAAUCUUGUUCAAACUUAAGGAGAAAGAGAGUGAUCCAAAGGUUUUGGAAAACUUUCUAUUCAUUCUCUGCCAACAGGCGCACUGGUCUUCCUACAGGCAUUUAUCAGAUUUGGUUCUGUCUAUAAAUGAGGUUGUGAGUACAUGGGAAAACCUGAAACUCCAGUGUGCACCUAUACUAGAUGCCAUCUGUGCUUUGUUGGAGAGCUUGUUGCACUUGGAUGGAGUUGUGAAGGAUAAGAACGAUACUUCACCUUUAAGGAAAAGGCAAUCUGAAGAGGGCUUGGUUUCUCUUGGAGAUAUAGUUAAUAGAGUAUUUGAGAACAGUCUUUUUGAUUGGCGUGGUCGUGCUAAGCUCGUUGAUUGUGUAUGCAACUUCGUAUCUCUCAGGCCACAUAUUGCUCAGUCGAUGAUUGAAAAGCUGUUUAUGCUGCUCCAUGAUCCUGAUUAUCGAGUUAGAUUUUCCUUGGCUCAGUGGAUUGGUGUCCUUUUCCAAACGUGGGAUGGUCAUGUUGAGCUCUUCCAAGAUGUGUGUUCAAAUUUUGGUACUAAGUUGGUUGUCUCCUCAAGAGAGAAAGUUGUUACAGCAGCGGAAGUUUUAGCUGCUGGUCCUCAACCUCGUCCAAUGAUGGAAACCACCAUAAUAACUCUCACUCAUCUUGCUCUGCUCAGUGAGAAAAUUGAGUUAGAGGCUGUUUUUAUGAUAUGUGCUAUUGCUGCAAUUUAUCCUUGUCAAAGGGAAUUAGUCAUUGCCUCACUUGACAGUUUAUCAAGGGAACUACACUAUACGAAUAGGACAAAGUAUUUGGAGGAGCUUAUGGGGCAAAUUCUCUUUUGCUGGGUGGUUUGUGGUGUGAGCUUAGUUGCUCUUGUUGAGACAAGAGAACUUUUCAUUUUGAACGUGGAACCAGUAACCUUCAUGCAGUAUUGUUGCAAUUGGCUACUUCCAGCUUUGAUCUUGCACGAGAAUGCGUCCAGCCUAACGUGGGUUGCUAAGGUUGCUUGCCAGCCCCGUGCAGAUCUGAUUAGGAAUCACUUUGUGCAGAUUUUCUCUGUUUGUAUGGCUUUGUAUUGUAGCAAGAAAGCUGGGUGGGAAAAGGGAUCUGAAGCUCUGGAAAGUUUAAUUUUGUCCAUUGCUGAAAUAUCUGAGCAAGAAAGAGACGAACUAAUUAAGAAACAAAUGGUUUCUAUAGUAAACCAUACUUUCUCACUUGCUUCCAGCGCUUCAGAUCCUCCACUUCCCUUCUUCUCCAAAGACACAAUUGCACGUGCAAUUCAAACUAUUGUUGAUGGAUUCUUGGAGAUAGAGGAUUGUUCUAGAAGUAUCAGCCUUAUUGACAAGAUUAACAUCUUUAGACCUGACAGAGUAUUUAUGUUCGUAGUUGAGAUGCACUACAGAAUUACUGCUGCUGCGCAUAAUCGGCACAAAAGUAACCGUUUGGCUGGAAUUGAAGUGCUUGUUGACGUGAUUGGGCAUAGAGCUGAAAUUCCUAGUACUUUAAAUUACAUUCUCAAUUUAAUUGGUCAAUUCAUUGGUUGCUAUUCUUUAAUGGAUCAAUGUUGUUAUAUUAUUUCCACAUUGCUCAAGAUCUUCAGUGAUAACCCAUCAGGAGAGACUACUGGAGUGCUAGGCGAACACCUUCAGUUCUUGGUGUCUAAGUUGGUUUCAUGUUGCAUUCCUUCUGACUCUAAUGGCGAGCUUUCUGUCACUGCUUCUUCUGAAGUUAUAUCUUUGCUCCAACGGCUUAUCUUGGAUACUCAUUCAUCUCUACACGAAUACAUUAAAGAGCUAGAGCCAUUCCCUGAAAUAGACAUAUUUGAUGAAAUACAAAGGUUCCACCAGAAGAUAUGUCAAAACUACUCACCAAGGGUUCACUUACUAAAUCUUGUGAAGAGAUCUCGCUAUGUUCCACCGAGAUUACUUCUCUACAGUCUCAAAUCAUUGCACAAGAAUUUGUUUACAAGGGGAAUGCAUCCAGGAGAAAAGAAUGGAGAAGAUGUCUCUGAAGAUGCAUAUUCGCAUGCAGACAAUGAAAUUGUGACCGCAGCUUGGAAUCUCGUUGAAAUGUGCAGCAUGGAUAACACAAAUGAUCUUGGCGCGAUGGUGUCUGAUUUUGUAUCCAGGGUGGGUAUUGGUGAUCCCCAUAGUGUUGUUUUCCAUCGUCCUGGGGAGUCUCAUAUACGUGCAUCUGGACUGGUUAAUGCCAUUAGUCCUGCAGAUCCUAAUUUCUGCAUGGAUACAGGCUUGUCAGAGGAACUUCUUCUUGUACUAAUGAGGCUUUUGAAGAAAUAUCUGAUGGAUGAAUCUGUUGAGAUGAUUGACAUGACAUCACAAGCUUUUCGGGGUAUACUUUCAACGGAAAAGGGUCAACGAGCUUUACUCUCAUUGGAUUCCUGUGAGAAGUCUCUUAUUGAGGUCCACUCCAAGGGAGUGAAUAUGGAGCUAGUACAGAAAUUCAUUGCAACUCUACAAAGAAAGUACAAUGCUGAAGCAAUUUCCAUCGACAACCAUAGUGUGUGGACUUCUGAAAAAACUUUUGACUCGUGGAUAUGUCCACUUGUGCAUGCCCUCAUGGGUUAUUGUAACGAUCUUAUUCUAAGAUUAUGUCAAGAUAUUGUGCUAGUGAAAUCUGAAGUUGCAGAACUUCUGUUUUGCAAUGUCAUUGUUAAUCUUGCUGGGAGGACGGAUUUGGAUGUUGAUAUAUGUAGACUAAUCUCUUUGAAGGUACAGGAGAAUAUAUUUAUUGAGUCCAAUACAUUAGUCAAAUCGAUUCAGAUUUUCUUGGAUGCUCUUAAUGAGCUUCGCCUGUGCCACGUAUUGGAAAGAACCAGGUCGUCUUCUGCUCUUCAUAACCAGGAAAGAUUAAAGGGCACUAAGGCUUCUGGCUAUGGGUCAAAAUCACGUUCUACAUCAGCAAAGGUGAAGGAACAUCACUCAACUUCUGGACUGGUAAUGUCGACAUUGUCCUGGGAAAAGGUUUAUUGGCUUUCUGUUGAUUAUCUUCUAGUUGCGCAGUCAGCAAUUGAUUGUGGCUCCUACUUUACUGCUGUGCUUUACGUGGAGCACUGGUGUGAGGAACACUUUGGUAGCCUCACAUUGGGUAGCCCAGAUUUCUCUCAUCAUGAAACACUUCCACGCCACAUUGGAAUACUUGCCUCAGCAUUCACGCAAAUCAAUGAGCCUGAUAGUCUCUAUGGGAUUAUUCAAUCUCACAAGCUGACCUCUCAGAUUAUCACUUAUGAACACGAGGGAAAUUGGAGUAAGGCACUUGAGUACUAUGAUUUGCAAGUACGCUCAGAGCCAAUGGUUCAAACUAGUAGUUCCACUAAUUCUGCUCUAGAGAAUUCCCUACAAGCUGCUCAUCCAUCCUCGUCCAGAAUCGAAGAUGAGAUAGUGCACAAGAAACCCUAUAAAGGACUGAUUAGAUCUUUACAGCAAAUUGGCUGCACUCAUGUGUUGGAUGUGUAUUGCCAAGGAUUGACUUCUCAGAAAGGCCAGUUUCAACGUGAUCUAGAAUUUACUGAGCUGCAGUACGAAGCUGCCUGGCGUGCAGGAAACUGGGAUUUUUCUCUACUUUCUUCAAGUUCUGAUGUAUCAGUUUCAUAUCAACACAGUAAGGGACAUCGUUUCAAUAAAAAUUUACACAGCUGUUUAAGAGCACUACAAGAAGGAGAAUUUGAUGAAUUUCAUAAAGAAUUGAAAGAUUCAAAGCAGGAUCUUUUGCUAUCUCUCUGCCAUGCAAGUAAGGAGAGUACUGAGUACAUAUACUCAACGGUAGUUAAACUUCAGAUUUUUUAUCAUCUUGGAAAGGCAUGGGAUUUACGUUGGAGUUCGUCAUGUGAAAAUAUGGAUACUUCUUCUGAGAGACAGAAAUUGUUAUCCGAACCUGUUGUCCCCACUGUGGACCAGUUGCAAUGGCUGCACAACGAUUGGAACUUCAUUUUAAAACGAGCAGAGUUACAUAUGAAUUUGUUGGAACCAUUCAUAGCAUUUAGAAGAGUCUUACUUCAGAUUAUGAAUUGUAUGGUCAGUACAGUGAAUCAUCUCUUGGAAUCUGCAUCAGUCCUUCGUAAGGGCUCCAAUUUUUCACAUGCGGCUGCAACUUUACACAAAUUCAAGUUCCUUUGCUCUGAUAUGGCAGGAGAAUAUUCUAAUUUGUAUUGGCUUGGAAGGCUUGAAGAAGCUAAGCUCCUACGCGCUCAAGGUCAGCAUGACAUGGCUAUCAACCUUGCUGAUUAUAUUUCACAAAAUCAACAAUUGAAGGAAGGUGCAUCAGAUGUAUUUCGCUUAGUUGGAAAGUGGCUGGCUGAAACUCGAUCAAGCAACUCUAGGACUAUAUUAGAAAAAUACCUGAAGCACGCAGUCAGCAUAGCUGAGGAUCACAAGACUGUAGACAAGUUGUCUAUGGCAAAACGAAGCCAAAUGCAUUUCCAUCUUGCUCAUUAUGCAGAUGCUCUAUUUCGUAGUUCUGAAGAGAGACUUAACUCGAAUGAAUGGCAAGUAACAAUGCGAUUGCGGAAACACAAGACAAAGGAGCUAGAAGCUCUAUUCAAACGAGUCAAGAGUUCAUCGAAGGGAGACAAAACUGACUAUUCAUUGAAAAUUCUAGAGCUGCAAAAGCAACUUGCAAUGUACAAAGAAGAAGCUGAGAAAUUACAGGAAGACACAGACAACUUUCUAUGUACAGCGCUAGAGGGGUACAAGCAGUGUUUGAUCAUAGGCGAUAAGUAUGAUGUCCGAGUGGUAUUUCGGCUUGUUUCCCUAUGGUUCAAUCUUUCAUCUAGACAAAUUGUUGUAGAUGGCAUGCUUGGCACAAUCAGGGAGGUGCAGUCUUACAAGUUUAUACCAUUGGUAUACCAAAUUGCUUCACGAAUGGGUGGCACAAAAGAUAUCCUUGGACAUAAAAGCUUCCAGUUUGCUUUGGUAUCUUUGGUGAAAAAGAUGGCCAUCAACCAUCCUUAUCAUACAAUAUUUCAGCUGCUUGCUUUGUCAAAUGGUGAUCGCAUCAAGGACAAGCAGCGAAGUAGAAAUUCAUUUGUGGUGGAUAUGGAUAAAAAGAUUGCUGCAGAGAACCUUUUGAGAGAGCUAUCUUCAUACCAUGGUGCUAUUAUCAGACAAAUGAUACAAAUGGUGGAGAUCUACAUUAAACUUGCCGAACUGGAAACAAAGAGAGAGGAUACCAACAAAAAGGUUAAUCUACCAAGAGAAAUCCGCAGUGUUCGAGAACUUGAACUUGUUCCUGUUAUAACAUUUAAUUUUCCUGUUGACCGCAAUUGUCAAUACCCUGAAGGAUCUUUUCCUCACUUCAGAGGGUUGUCUGAUUCGGUAACCAUAAUGAAUGGCAUAAAUGCCCCAAAAGUGGUUGAGUGCUUAGGUUCUGAUGGUAACAGAUAUCGACAACUUGCAAAAUCUGGCAAUGAUGACCUGAGACAAGAUGCUGUUAUGGAGCAGUUUUUUGGUUUAGUUAACACUUUCUUACAGAACAAUCGAGACACAUGGAAAAGGAGACUCAGAAUACGUACGUACAAGGUCGUUCCCUUUACCCCCAGUGCUGGUGUUCUUGAAUGGGUGAAUGGAACUGUGCCACUUGGUGAAUAUCUUACUGGAAGCUCCAGAAGUGGAGGCGCCCAUGGACGCUACGGAAUCGGAGACUGGUCAUUUCCCAAAUGCCGGGAGCAGAUGGCCAUGGAAAAUGACAAGCGCAAGGCAUUUGAGGAAGUCUGCAAGAAUUUCAGGCCAGUCAUGCAUUACUUCUUCUUGGAGAGGUUUUCACAUCCUGCUGAUUGGUUUGACAAGAGGCUUGCAUAUACGAGAAGCGUGGCUGCUAGUUCAAUGGUGGGUUACAUUGUUGGACUUGGAGAUCGGCAUGCCACGAAUAUCCUCAUUGAUCAAGCCACCGCAGAAGUUGUUCACAUAGAUCUCGGUGUUGCAUUUGAGCAAGGCUUAAUGCUAAAAACACCGGAGCGGAUUCCUUUCAGACUGACAAGGGACAUUGUUGAUGGCAUGGGUGUGACUGGUGUUGAAGGAGUUUUCAGAAGAUGUUGCGAAGAAACUCUAUCUGUUAUGCGAACCAAUAAAGAAGCAUUGCUAACAAUUGUUGAGGUUUUCAUCCAUGAUCCUCUGUAUAAGUGGGCUCUAUCGCCUCUGAAGGCCAUGCAACGUCAAAAGGAAACCGACGAUGAUUUAGAAGCAAACCUGGAAGAUUCUGAUGAGGAUGAAUAUGAAGGGAACAAAGAUGCUGCUAGAGCCUUGAUGCGUGUUAAGCAAAAGCUGGAUGGAUAUGAAGAAGGUGAAAUGAGAAGUGUCCAUGGUCAGGUUCAACAACUUAUACAAGAUGCGAUCGAUCCCGAUCGUUUAUGUCAUCUGUUUCCUGGGUGGGGAGCUUGGUUGUGAUAAAGCUUAAAUCAUCUCAGUUUUGCUGCCUUCAUCAUUGUACCUCUACUGCAGUUUUCACCCUUGACGAGGCCAGAAGUAUGGCUGGGAACGUAUAUGCCCGAGCUUGUGUUCCUUUUUAUCUGGCAUUUUUGCCCUUUUUGUUCGUUUAGUUUUGGAGGGUGGGAAGCUUUUUGUAUCGGGUUUGGGGUUUGUGUAGUGCAUAUUUGGUAAGAUGGGACUACUAUAUCUGGACACUUCUUUGUACAUGUUUCGUAAUUGUGGUGGUGCGUGUUUCAUAUUUACUAUUUAGUGGACUGGAAUUUCGUCCUUCAUACGUUUUGAGUAAUAUCAAUUUUUUCAUAGUAAAAUAUGAAUAGAUUUAUUUAG